ACACUUUACAGAACGCUAGUAAUUAUUAUUGCCAAGCAGUUGCCUAGAUCUGCAACUUGUAGCACAGGAUCUUCGUUCAGCACAAUGGAGAGUUCCAGGCUCAGGGUCCUGGCACUAGGCUGCUGCCUGCUACUAAUUGCUGCUGUGUGUGGCCAGGAGGACAGUUCUGAGCUGGAGACCAGGGCAUUAAGGGACUUUUACCCCAAGGACUCUCUCCCUUCCAGUGAGAAGGAAUUGCUGGGAGCUCUUCAGGAAGUGUUGGAGAAAUUGCAGAGUAAACGUGUCCCAUCCUGGGAGAAGAAAUUUGGACAGGUCCCCGUGUGUGAUGUUGGGGAGCAAUGUGCGGUGAGGAAGGCGUCACGGAUUGGAAAAUUAUGCAAUUGUCCUGGGGGCUCCGUGUGCAACUUCUUCCUCUUAAAGUGUUUGUAAAUGAGAAGAUGUCCUUCAGCAUUAUCUGCAGAACCAACAAUGACAACCAUCGAGAUAAGAAGCAGAUGGGAUACGUGUGACGAUAAAAAGCUUUUUACUCUCAUACAAUGAUUUGCAACAUACAGGGUUUGUUUUAAGGGGUGGGAAGAAGUACCAGGCCCCCAUGUCCAUUUUUAUCCUAAUUACCAGUGUAACGUCAAUUUAAUUACUGUGGUGGAUGACAGUUAUUGUUAUUGAUAUUGCAGUAAAAAAAAAACCAUUAAGUUCUAAAAGUGUCAGGACAAUUAGUUUCCUCUGAGCAUUGGGUUCUAUGUUUUUUUUAACUGAUAUUUUUUCAAUGUGGGUGUAGCCUAAUUAGACGUACACAGGGGGACUCCAAAUUUCAAACUCAAACCCCGGCAGAAUCUGCUUUGUUUAUUGUAAUAUUUUGCGUCUUGUUACAGGAUUUGUAAUCUUGUGCAGAUAAUGGAAAUAAAAAAAUGCUGCCUUUUGUAAA
Molecule: messenger RNA, 925 nt
Organism: Pelobates fuscus (common spadefoot toad)
Lineage: Eukaryota; Metazoa; Chordata; Amphibia; Anura; Pelobatidae
Product: cocaine- and amphetamine-regulated transcript protein-like
Exons: 3
Coding region: 85-429 (114 amino acids)
Biological process (GO): positive regulation of MAPK cascade; cellular response to starvation; negative regulation of appetite
Molecular function (GO): neuropeptide hormone activity
Source: RefSeq, a predicted model, not a curated record